AGCCGGCCCAAGUCUACGGUGACUCGGAGCAGAGAGCGGCUUGAGUCCGGUUUGAAGACAGUCGUGGGGGAGGUGACUUGAGGUCGGAGUCGAAACGAAACCCGAUGGUGGCUAAACCGGGGACCAGUCGAGGCCCGAUGGUGAGGCGUGACCCGUGGUGGCAGAGGAGUCACGACAGCUCCGGCGGCUCGAUGGAGACCGUAAGGCAGAGCUACAGCGGUUUGAGCAGGCAACUUGGAACGGUGAUUCAUAGCAGUUGCAGGGCGGCUCGUGGUAAUGGCGGGUUAACACAACAGAAGAGGCGGACCAUGGUGGCUUUGGGAGGCACGAAACCAAGGCGGCCAGCAUCCCAGAGCUCCGACGGAGGCAGGUUGGCGAUAUCGAUGAGGCAGCGACUCAGAACCGGCGGAGCGGCCGGCGACUGAAUGCCGUACCUACAGUUCACUGGCGACUCGGGAUAGUGGUGGCUCAUGGCGACUUGAACUGGCGAGGCGGAGGGCAACCCGGAGUAGUGAGACACGCGGGGCGGCUCAGGAUUCAAGCAAGGAGAGACGGCACAAUGACACCGCAGCGGGCGGCUCGAUUCGGCGUUGAACCAAUGGGGGCAGCCCAAUACAGGGUCAAACCGAAGGUGGUCGUUGACUUGGUAACUUGUUGAUGAUGCGGGGCGGAGGCGAUCCUCACGGAAGAAAAUUUCGUGGACACCCGCUGCAAAGCCCCUGUGCGUACCCCUGCCCAGAUUUGUCCACGUGUCCCCUCCUUACAUCCGACCGCCGCCGUUCGUUCCGAUCCGUUCGCUCCUUCCGUCGGCUCGGGAGCGCUCGCUCGGCUCCAAAUACGUGCGAUCCCGGCUCCCUGGGCUCCGCUCGGCUGCAAAAACUGCAGGCAAUCAGCUCCCAUCGUUAUGCCUUUUCAAUUAAAUACGCAUACUUGUGAUUGAUAGCAUCUGUUUCCCUUGAAUAGCGGCGAUCUGAUCAUGGCAGAUGAGACUGAUGGCGGCCGAGGGAACCCUGGUCCGGCACUCACUCCGCCGGGGGAGAGCACAACUAUGUUUGCCUCACGCCCAAACGCAUCAUCAUCCUCUCCUUCGCAUGGCCGCAUCAGCCUAGAAGGAUAUUCAUGGCCGCCGCAGUUUGAAGCUGCAGUACCGUCGAGAAGGACGGGAGCGGCCAUGACGGACCAUGGUGGCACUGCCGACGACUUGUCCCGCAUAAAUCUCUCGAAUGAGAAUGGUUGUGCGCACGCCAUGAACUUGCAGGCCCCACACGUCAUGUCAGGAGGAGGAGUCCGGGAGGAUACGACCACCGCCAUGAUAGGAGAAGGAGGUCAGCAGGACGACGGGGUCGCCGGUGUAGAGCAAAGAAUGCAGGCGAUUGAUAAAGUUGGACAAACGUUGAUUGUUCCAAAAGUUGGAUUGGCUUUCGAUUCAGAGGACAGCACUUAUGAUAUGUACAACGCAUAUGCCGUCAAGGUUGGGUUCAGUGUCAGAAAAAGUCACACAAAGCGACGAGGUGAUAAAAGUAUAUCUCAAAAAUAUAUAGUUUGCAGUAACGAAGGCCAUCGAGAUACCCAAUCAUCUAAGGACACUACAAGGACAGGUUGUGAGGCUCGUAUUCAGUUUAGUGUCAACAAGGAUGGUAUUUGGACAGUGCAAAAGCUUAUAACCGAGCACAAUCAUUAUCUUGCUAGUCCCAAUAAGGUGCACAAGCUGAGGUCCCAAAGACGUGUUAUAGAAGCGGAUAGACAUCUAAUUGGCCAGAUACGGGAAGCCGGGAUGAAGCCAUCCCAGGUAUAUGACUUUAUGAUAGCAUUUUACGGAGGACCCGACAAAGUACCAUUCUCAAAGAUGGACUGCAAUAAUGAGAUUGAUCGCGAGCGCAAGAAGUAUUUAGAAUCAAAUGAUGCACAGACACUGUUGGAAUACUUGAAAAAUAAGCAAAGAGAGGAUCCUACAUUUUUUAUGCCAUUCAGAUAGAUCAAGUUGAUGGCCAGAUAGCUAAUUUCUUUUGGGCAGAUGGUCAGUCUAUCAUGGAUUACACAUGUUUUGGGGAUGCUGUAUCAUUUGAUACCAUUUUUCAGACUAACAAGUUUGAAAUG
This is a messenger RNA of Triticum urartu, 2097 nucleotides long. Its product is annotated as protein FAR1-RELATED SEQUENCE 5-like. The record is from RefSeq and is a predicted model, not a curated record. Lineage: Eukaryota; Viridiplantae; Streptophyta; Magnoliopsida; Poales; Poaceae.